AUGUCCCGCCCGCCGACGCCGGGCCUCUUCUCGUCCGUCCUCGGCUACCUCACGCGCGAAGUGACCGAUUUCGUCGUCAGCGCUGCGGGGGGCGAGCCGGGGAAGGCGACACCACAUGUUGAUGCGAGAAAGGAGAGAGAUGGUAGGAGCGAAAGGGAGAGGAGGAAGGAGAGGAAGAGGAGGAGGGUGCAGUCACAGGCCGAAGGCCAGGUCGAGGGCGAGGAUGUGCCAGCGUCGGGCAAGGCACAGCGCAAACGCCGGUCACAUGAAGACGAGCAGUACGACGCGAGCGCCGAAGACGGCCAGAAGAGCAGCAGAAGGAGGAUCAGCCCGCCUUCGCCCGAUUCUUCGCGCGCUGGGCCUUCAAAUGUUGCUCCAGAACCCAGUACAUCGAAAGAUGCCGAACCAGCCCCAGCGCCCCGCCGCCGCAAACGUCGCCCAUCCAUAACAAUGCCCGGCUCGCUCUACCCGCGCACCCCCUCCGUCGAACCCGACUCCCCGUCCCACUCAGCCCGCACACCCUCCCCGCAACCCCAACCCCAACCACAUUCACCCUCAAACCCGUCACGCUACGUCGACUACCAAAUCCCGCUCCCGCCCUCGCGCCCCUCCACGCCGUCGCAAUGGGUGGUGUCGCCGCCGAGGGGCAAGAGGGUGGGCGAGGCUACGCGCAGGUUUAGCGAGGACGGCGAUGCGCGGCUGAUGUUGCCCAAGCAUCCGCAUUCGCCUAAUCAUCGCGCUGAGAAGUCUCAGUCGAGUUCGAAUGCGAAGGGGAAGGGGAGGGAGAGGGAGAGGGAGUUGCCGGCUGUAUUCGACUCUUCCGACUCUUCCAGCUCAGAAUCCGACGACGAAGGCCGUGCAUCGCCCAGUCCGCGCGCGCGCAAGAUCACGCGGAGCCAUAAUCAUGAUCAAGAGAACGAGAAAGACAGCGGAGGUGGAGGUGGGAAGCUGAAGCGCACGAUGUCUGUCGGCGGGAUCGAGCGCGAGCUGGUCGCCGUGCGCCAGGCGCACGCGCAGAAGGAGGCGGUGUGGGAGGACCGUGACGUGGGCGACUCGACGGUCGUGCAGGACGAGCGGCGGGAGUAUUUGGAGCGCAUACAGGGGUUGGAGGCGGAGGUGCAGCGGUUGAGGGCCGAGUUGUUGUGA
Peniophora sp. CBMAI 1063 is the source of this 1146-nucleotide messenger RNA. Lineage: Eukaryota; Fungi; Basidiomycota; Agaricomycetes; Russulales; Peniophoraceae. The record is from the annotation of a GenBank genome assembly.